Molecule: messenger RNA, 856 nt
Organism: Halichondria panicea
Lineage: Eukaryota; Metazoa; Porifera; Demospongiae; Suberitida; Halichondriidae
Product: ponticulin-like protein H
Exons: 3
Coding region: 92-517 (141 amino acids)
Source: RefSeq, a predicted model, not a curated record
AAGUACACAUGUAUCAGCAUAUUAUUAAGAUGGUCACAAGAACUCUUGCUACUGAUAUAGCUAGUACAAGUAAAAGAGGUUGUUGAAUAAGAUGCACUACAUCAUCUGCUUACUGGCUUUGCUCUACUGUCAGACUAAUGCAAUAACUACAAAGACUGUCUGCCCAAGUUCAAGUCUCACCCUCACCCCAUCCUCACACCGUAUGCUCACCCCCACCACCACCCCCACCCCCACCCCCACCCCCACACCUCCACCCUCAACGUCUCUACCUCCUGCUACUACCGACACAGAUCCUGCUCGUGCAACUGAUAGUGCAUGGAUAGUGCUACCAGUGAUGCUAAUAGUAGUCUGUGCUGCUUUAUUGACAGUGAUUAAAGUAACAUCUCGAUCAGUUCCUGAAAAUCAAGAAAUGGAAAUGGACCCAAUGACAGAUGAGAAUGAAGCAUAUGGCCAGCUGGGGAAGAAGCUAGGUCACCUGACUAUCACUCUUUUGGCUACAUGGACGAGACAGACUUGACUAUUGCAGCCACACAAACCCCGGCCGACCUAAUAACAGUCAGUAAUGACACAAACUAUUACGAGAUUGAGGACGAGAUAGGAAUGACAACAAAUAAAGCUUAUGCUGGGACUAGAGUCACGGAUGUUGAGGUUGCAACUGACGCUAACAAGUUGAGUGGGACAGCAGAAAUGGCAAUGAUAAGAAAUGAAGCUUAUGCUGUGACCAGAGAUACAGUCCCAGACGUUGAGCAUGAGGACUACUAUUAUGAGUAUGUAGGACCUCUUGAAAUGUCUAACAUGUGAUUUUUAAUUUUUUACAAUAACAAACAAUACAAAAACGUUUGUGUGACAUAAAGAC